AUGCGGCCAAUUGCUCUCAGUAAUGUACUGUAUAGGAGUAUGGCUAAAAUGAUAACCAAUAGAAUGAAACCACUAAUGGAAAAUCUAAUAUCAGAUUCCCAGAGUGCUUUCAUUCCAGGAAGGUUGAUCACAGAUAAUAUCCUGGUGGCUUCGGAAGUUGGCUACUUUCUAAAUCGGAAACAAUGUGGUAAUGUGGGGUGGGGAGCUCUAAAGUUAGAUAUGGCAAAGGCAUAUGAUCGAAUGGAGUGGCCCUUUCUGAAGAAGAUGUUACAGGUAAUGGGUUUUGAUAAGGGGUGGAUUGAUUUGAUUAUGACAUGUGUGACGACUGUGUCGUAUCAGGUUGUGGUCAAUGGCGUCCCUGGAGGGAAAAUAAUCCCAACGCGAGGUCUCAGACAAGGCGACCCCCUCUCACCUUAUUUGUUCAUUAUAUGUGCAGAAGGAUUAUCUCUAUUAUUGCAAAAAGCUGAGCUGGCGGGUUCUAUUCAUGGUUGUAGAGUGGCUAGAGGGGCACCCCCAGUGUCACAUCUCUUUUUUGCGGAUGACAGCUUAUUGUUUUUUAAGGCAAAUAUACAGGAGGCUAGUGUGAUAAAGCAAUGUCUGUUGAGGUAUGAGAAUUUAUCUGGUCAGAUGGUUAAUUAUCAUAAAUCAAAUAUUUGCUUCAUCAGAAAUACUUCAGGGGAGGAUAGGGAUCUCGUGGCUAAUUGUCUAGGCGUGGAUCAGGCGCCGAACUUUGGGAAAUAUUUAGGCCUACCAUCUUUUAUUGGGAGAAAUAAAAGGGCAGUUUUCUCUUAUGUGGAGGAUAAAAUCAAACAGAGGAUUGGAUCUUGGAAUAAGAAGCUGUUGUCACAAGCAGGAAAGGAGGUACUUUUGAAAAGUGUUGCCCAAUCUAUGCCUACCUUCUCAAUGAGUAUUUUCUUGUUGCCUGAUACAGUCUGUUUAUCUAUUGAGAGGACAAUGAAUAGGUACUGGUGGGGGAAAGGGGUGGACAGAGGAAUCCAUUGGAAGGCCUGGGACAAAUUAUGUGUUCCGAAGAAAUAUGGGGGUUUGGGAUUUAAAGAUCUUCGUUCUUUUAACCUGGCUAUGCUAGGGAAGCAGGCAUGGAGAUUUCUUACUAACCCAACCUCUCUUGCAGCAAGAAUAUAUAAAGCCCGUUACUAUCCGAAGACUUCCUUUAUUGAUGCUAAGAUAGGGAAUUGCCCCAGUUAUUGUUGGCGAAGUAUAAUGGCUGCCCAUGGAAUAGUUUGCUCUGGAGUAAGGAGGAGGAUUGGAAAUGGGGAAAAAACUCUGAUCUGGGGACAUCCCUGGUUGCCUGAUGAUCCAAGUCCCUUAAUACAAACAGUAAUGCCUGAGGAACUACGCGAGGCAAGGGUUGUAGGUUUGAUUGAUCAACAAACAAAAACAUGGGAUCCACAUAUUUUAUGUGAUUUAUUUGAACCUGAUGAUGUGGCUCGUAUAUCUCGCAUCCCUGUAAGCCCAGAAUAUGAGGAUUCGUGGUAUUGGUAUAAGGAUCCAAGGGGUGAAUACUCUGUUAAAAAUGCAUACAGGCAAAUUAUUGGAAAUUAUGAAAUUAAUUCUGGUGCCUUUGGUAAGUGGAUUACAGUGUGGAAGUUGAAAGUCCCACCCAAAUGGAAAACCUUUUUGUGGAGAGCCUUGUGUGAUAUCCUCCCAACCACAAACAACCUGAUUAUAAAGAGGGUAGAAAUUGAUCCUGCAUGCCCAAUGUGUGAUACAUCCCAUGAGAAUGUUAUGCAUACAUUAACUUCUUGUGAUUAUUCUAGAAUUGUUUGGAAUAUUUCGGGAUUGCCUAUUACAAAUAUUAUUGCUGCUACUUUUCCAGAGUGGAUAAUGGGUGCUAUGGUCAACUUAACGGAGGAGCAAUUUACAACACUCGUGGGAGUUCUUUAUCAUUUAUGGAGUGCCCGGAACGACGCUGUAUGGAAGAGGGCAUUACCGCCGCCUCUCACUACAUGGAGGCGGGCAGCCGCAGCAAGAUCGGCGUACACCCAAGCUCACUGCUCGAACAGUGUGCAAGUGACGCAGCCACCGGCGCUGGAACUCCAGGGACGGCCGCGCUGCUUCUUCGAUGGUGGUUUCCGACCGCAGACGGGCGAGGCGGCGUAUGGUGUUUUGCUGAUGCACCCGGAUGAUUCUUUCAAGGCUGCAAAAAAUGGAAGGCUCACGAAUUGUUUGUCACCUCUUAUGGCAGAGGCCCUCGCAUGCAGGUUAGCGUUAUCUUGGCUUAAGGAGCGGAACGAAUUUGAUGUGGAUAUGAUGACUGAUUGCACACAACUACGACAUCACUUACUAUCUAGUCCUACGACCAUUCUAUCUUAUGAAGGAGUGGUGGAGGACCAAUGUCGGGCAACUAUGACCCUUUUUACGUAUUGCUCUUUAAAUAUUGUCUCUAGACUAGUUAAUGUUAGUGCUCAUACUUUAGCUACGCUAGCUUUCGAUCAGGAACACUCUAUGUAUUGGGACUAUGUCCCGCCUGACUGUUUGAUUCCUCUCAUUAAUUAA
Ipomoea nil (Japanese morning glory) is the source of this 2517-nucleotide messenger RNA. RefSeq lists its product as uncharacterized. The record is from RefSeq and is a predicted model, not a curated record. Bases 1 to 2517 code for a protein of 838 amino acids. Gene Ontology annotation, molecular function: RNA-DNA hybrid ribonuclease activity; nucleic acid binding. NCBI's taxonomy places the organism in Eukaryota, Viridiplantae, Streptophyta, Magnoliopsida, Solanales, Convolvulaceae. The transcript has a single exon.